GGUAGUUUUCAUUUUGCUCUGGUAUCUCACCCUAAAAUUUACGUCCAUUUGAUGCAGCUAUCAAAAGUUGCUUCCAAAGACGCACGACGUCCUAAGGGCCGACGUUGUGGUAUGUGGACGAGGGCCAAAUAAUAAUCAGCUCGGUCCAGGAAUCCAGUAUUUUUCCGGUUGUGCAACUGUUUAGUGAAACAAUUGGUUGUGUGCAUCAGCAUUGUUGAUUGUUUGCCUCCUAGAAGUGGAUCUCAGUGAGCUGCUAGAGGAUGUAAAUCUCCAAAAGCUCGGCUGAUGUUUUACCAGGCUAAAGCAUUUCUUCAUAUCUGCCUGGAAGUUGUGGCUCAAGGAUAAUGACUUAGCUGGUUAGCUCUUAAGCGAAAUGAGUUCUUCGAGUAAGGCUAGCAAGGGAAACUAUCGAGCCAUCAGAUCGCAGGAAAGCGAUUGGCCGGUCAGUUCCAACAGCAAAACCAAUGGCAUUCAUUUGAACAACCUUUGGUCCAUUUGGUAUGGGAUUAUUUGCGCCAGCUUGCAAGGCUAUCUGGCUUAUCGGUGUUUAAAGGAGAUUUUGGGAUAUUCGGUCCUGGCCUGGCCGGAUGGAUUGCCGUAUCUUGAGCUAAACUGCAGCUUGGGGUUAAAUGGCGCAGUUUUCCUGCUGCUGCCCAUUUUCUUCACAGUGACAAUUCUCAAGAAUACGUUUGGCAUACCGAUUUGGACUUUUUAAUCAUCCACAAAAAUCGCUCGUUGGUGUUGAGUUUCGCCCCAGUAACGGGGAAUUUAUCGCAGAAUUCUGUGAUGGCUUUGAACAUGUUGCCGCAGAAGUUUUUCGAUCCGGGAGCUAUUUUUUCCAGUGCCAAUGUGACCCACACCGUUAUGAAAACCCUAAAGGACAUAAUCGGGCAUGAGACGCGGAAAUACGAACCGAGGGAUGCAGAUGGGGUUUGGGAUUCGUCCAUAUCGCUGGAAUACAUCAACCUGAUUAUAGCGCUGGUGAUUUAUUCAGUGCGUUAUCCAGCGAUAUUUUGGAGCGCCAACAAGUGCCUUGGGCUGCUUUUCUCAUUUUUGCUCUUCAUCAAUGGCCAACAUAUCGUUUUGAGUUUUGCUGGCAUCAGCGUUUUAUAUAAAAUUCAUGUGGCGGAUAUUUGGACCUAUAUGUCCUUCUCCCAGCAGAAUUCCUUGAAACUGUACAAGAAUUUCGACAAAGUGACCCCAUUUCUCCUGAACGCUCAAGUCACUUUCGGCCUCUACAUGCUCUCGACUUUAUUGGUGCUUGCAAGCAGUGUUGUUAUGUACUUUUACGGACACACCAGAUUUACCGCCUUCAUUAAUCACCAGCGAGACAAAAAGCUGAUAACCCUCCAAGGAUCAUCCAGCAACGCCUGGCUCUAUUUCACUCAUUGUGCGGCGUUUUGUCUGCUGAUUUCCAUCGGGAUUUGCAACGUUCCUUUGAUACACGACUACACAGUGGCCUAUAGAGGCAGCUUUGAUGAUAUUCCAUUAAUCUGCAUCAUUUAUAAUGUGUUCCAUUUCUUCUUCUGGGUCAUUACGUGGAUAUUUUUGAGCAUGAAGCAAAACUGGACGUUUAAGAUACGAAUUUCCAUUGGGGAAGCCGUCAUCAAAGAGUCGCGGUCUCUUCGGUUGAUUCACAGCGUUCAACUCAACCAACAGACUGAAACUCCCACUGCUCAACAGCCUUUUCUGGUCAUUGGCAAUGGAAGAACUUAUACCGUGUCGGACACUCUGCCAAAGAAAGCAAUCAUGGAUGUUUUGCAACGAUCGGCAAUAGUUAAGAAGUCAAAGAGCAAUGGUUCAAUGGCCGUGAGUGAAGAUUCGACCGAAGACAUCUACUGGCUUCGACCCACUCUGGAUGCCACCUCGCAGUCACAAAAGCGCUCCAAAUAUCUGAACUGGUUCCGGAAGAAGUCCAAACAGAAACUAGCAUUUGACCAGAUUCCCAGUACGUCCAAUAAUCGGGCUAAAUCGCACGUGAGGAAUAGUGCAAUACCCGGAUUAGAUGAAGAUGAUGGGGAUUAUGCCACUCUUAGAGAGUUGCCGCUGGCAGCCACCAGUGCAACCAGAUUCUGUGCAGGCGACAAUAUCAGUGAAGAAGGAAAACUUCUAGCUUGUGUGCAAGAUGAGGAAAUCACCUACGCAAGCACUAGCCAAGACUUCACGCCUCCAGUUAUGUACAAAGACUCCAAUCCGUUGCUGGAGCCCAUAGUGGUCCACACAGAGUUUCCACAGCAACCAUCCACUUCGGUUAAUUCCGCCCGGCUUAUCCGCGCAGAUUCCGGCAUUUUGGCCCACGAAGAACUGCCAGGAAGGUCUGAUUCAUUGAGUACGGAGUGUUCAGUUUCUCCUCCCGAUCCUCCUGGCAGCAGCCACAGCGAAUCGUCCAGCGGAGUGCAUUCAAACGAAAGCAACGACACUUCAGUAGUUAAACAGCCUACAAACCAGCCUCAGUUCGAUUCCAACGGCGGAAACUUGAUCAGUUUGGAGGCAGCAUCCGACUCAAAUCCAGAGGACACUGUGGUGAUCAGAAGGAGGUCGUUGAGACCCAAUCCGAAUGAGGGCGUAGCAGAAGCAAUAUUGAAAGAAGACCCUUAUGGUAGGGCCACGAAUAUGCGGAUGACUUCGUUUAUGGAUUCCAAAGGAAUGCAUAGCCAGUCUUCUUCUGCCACUUUGCCGCAUUAUCCCACUCAACCAAGCGUCCAAAACAUGUAUUCCAAUUGCUCAACCAUGCCACUGCCUCAACAUACGUCUGGAAAUAUUGGCCAACCAAUAACCAAUGGGAAUAGUUGCAACGUUUACCCUAAUCGGCCUCACACCACGAUUCCAACCCAUUUAAAUGGAGUUAAACUGAUUGCAGCAGGCAACAUUAGCCAAAAUCGGCUCAAUAAUGCGAACGAUUCCUGCGUGAAAUUAGAGCCGAUCUACACGAAGAUCAAUAGAGCCACUAACGAAAUCUGCCACUACAGCACCAACAGGCAUUCGUAUAAAAUAUGAUAAUUCCAUGUGCUUGUACAAUGGCAAUCAUGCCAGCAUCUAAAUAGAUUUGCAGUUUAUCUGAAGAAUAACUUUGGGGUAAGAUGCUAUAGCCAUAUCAGCGUACACCUGUUAACCGUGAAGGUAAAAAACGCACAAGUUCCGAUUAUUUUUUAGAUAUACUGUUGGUAAUCAGUCAACAAUGGUGAACUCGAGACAAAUAAUGCGCAAUUACAAACAAUACUUAUACAAUUUGGGUGUCUAGGUGUAUACUGAGUAUUUUAUACCCGUAAUGUAAGAUUUGAUAAUUCUAAUUUACCGUAUCGAGAACUAUAUGAAAGCAAAUAUAUAUAUAAUAUACUCCAUUGAUAGCUGAGGUGCAUCAUACAUAAAGCCUGAUUUAAGGUCUCAGCUCUAAUAAGUAUUUACUAUAUACAAUAAUAAUUAAACUUAAAUCAUAUUAACCCAUCAGUGGAUAAGCCUGACCAUACUAUUAAGUAACGAUGAUAAUAAUACCUCGUGUCAUAUCACCAACAUCCAUCAUUCAAAUCUAGGAUUAAAACAUAUAUCAAAUGUUAGUAAUAACGAGCCAUUUAGGAACGAACUUUAUCAAACCCUAGCUUUUGUAUUAAUAUCGUAACGGUUAUGCUGUCGUGAUGCCCAUAAGCCUACCCCAAAAAUUAGUAUUGUGAAUCGUUAUUCGCCACUAUUUACGAAUACAGCAUAAUUGCAUUCAGAUUUUCCUCUUUAGCUAAGUAAUAAUACGGUGUCUGUACCAAAAUCUCAUCACGAUUUAAUCCGAUUUGUCUAAACAAAUGUGGACGGUUGAUGAAAUUUCGGUGACUUCUUGAGGCUUUUGGACUAUUGUGGAAAACAUUUUUCCUGCUGUUUUGCACCCACGUUUUUUCAUAGGCGGCUUGCUUAAGGCACAAAAAAAAUAAAAUCUCAUCAGUUUUAUACUCAGGGGAAUUUUACUCGAAAUCUCAACUCAAGCAUCAACUUUUCCAUUCCACCUCGUAACCCCACUGACGUAGUCGAGCUGCAGUCAAGAGAGAGAAACUAUAGCGGUUGUCCUGAAAAUCCGUUUGUUCUUGUCGCACACUUCCGAUUUACCAGGGCCGAUUCAAAAUAGCAGGGACGUUGUUUAGCGUUUAGUGCGAUAAACACGCGAAAUUUUGGGGAUUGAAAAGAACUCCUUCGACUUUCUAACUUAUAGACAGUAACAUAAUUAUGGUCUACGACGGCCUAAAACCCUGAAAAACUCACCAGUCUCAAUUAGAGGCCCGCAAAACCCAAACUCUUUGGAUAAAGGAAUUAAUCUAAGUUGCAUCUCAAAGUCCAUCCACUUUUGGACCAGACAAAUUAAGUUAAAUCAUGUUUUCAACCUGGAUGCAGACACCCUUUGAGUAGUUCUUGAGCUUAUUAAUAAAAACUCUACUAAACAACUAAGUUUAGUUGGCACCACUUUCUGAUAAUGAUUACAUCAAGUACUCAUUUGAUUAAUCAUUAUUUUGAUACUCAAAAAUUACAAAUCCUAUGGUUGUUUUCGAGCACCCUGUACACAUACUCCUAAAUAAUCUAUUGCUGUCGAAAUAUUGGUUGUGACUAUGAUUACAAGAGGUUGUACGAAACACUUUAGUAUUAUUCGCUCUCAUUUGCUCUUUUCAGCUUAACUAUAAGUUGACUAUGUUUGAGCGGGAACAAGGUUGUGCAUGCAAAUUCCUCACAGAUUCAGAGUGAUACCGAGAUACCUUAUAACUCAAUAAACUGGAUUGAUACUCAGUAUUUAUAUGGAUUGUAUUUGGACUGGCUCCUUUUAUGUGAAAACUAUGUAAUAUGUUGCAUUCAUAAAGUGUAGGUAAAUAAAAUAUUAUUUAGUAUUUA
Molecule: messenger RNA, 4860 nt
Organism: Dendroctonus ponderosae (mountain pine beetle)
Lineage: Eukaryota; Metazoa; Arthropoda; Insecta; Coleoptera; Curculionidae
Gene: tinc
Product: protein tincar
Source: RefSeq, a predicted model, not a curated record